Papilio xuthus (Asian swallowtail) is the source of this 1818-nucleotide messenger RNA. RefSeq names its product zinc finger protein 287. NCBI's taxonomy places the organism in Eukaryota, Metazoa, Arthropoda, Insecta, Lepidoptera, Papilionidae. The record is from RefSeq and is a predicted model, not a curated record. Gene Ontology annotation, biological process: regulation of transcription by RNA polymerase II. The transcript is spliced from 5 exons. Gene Ontology annotation, molecular function: zinc ion binding; DNA-binding transcription factor activity, RNA polymerase II-specific; RNA polymerase II transcription regulatory region sequence-specific DNA binding. Gene Ontology annotation, cellular component: nucleus. The coding region runs from base 98 to 1747 and encodes 549 amino acids.
CGAAGUCUAUGUUUUUAUUAUUUCUAUGUGUUCCCUUAUUUAUAUAAAGUUUACAAUGAUAUAAUUAUUGUCUUGGAAAUUAACUAAGUUAAUUAAUAUGGAUGAUAACACAGAUAUAAUGGUAGAGCCUCUACCAUUACUGGGCAUUUGUAACCUGUGUUUGCACGAUGGUGUAGUUAAAAGUAUGCUAAUAAAAUAUGAACAUGAUGGAAUAGCUGAAACAUACGUUGAAAUGCUGUUAAAAUGUUUCUGUAUCGAUGUACUUUCAGUUGAUCUAGAAGAUACGAAAAGGCUAAUCUGUUACUCCUGUAUUGAUGUGUUACUUCAUUUUAUGAAAUUUAGAAAGAAGGUUGAGGCUUCAUUGAAAUCUUUAGAAGCUAUAAAACUGCAAAAACAAACAUUGCCUGGUGUAAAACAGGAACUGGCGAUUGAAGAUCUGAUCAAAGAAGCAUGUGACAAUGAAUCUGAUGAUCAUGUCGAUUCCUUGGAUGCAGUAUUUGAUGUCAAACAGGAGUUGCAAGACCUAAUGAAUGAUGAAACAGAUGUAGAUUUAUUGAUAAAAGGUGAAGAUUCAGAUGAAUAUAUACCAAAACGUACGAGACGUAAAACAUUAUCAAACAAAAAGAAACUUUAUUCUAUUAAACCUAACUCUGAUACAGCGGAAACUGAGGGUAUGCUGAAAUCAGGUUUAUUUCCGUUCAAAAUAUACAAAGAUAAAACAUUUUCAUGUGUUAUAUGUCCAAAGAAAUCAACAAAAUUGGAUGAUAUAAAAGAACAUAUAACUGAACAUACUAUAUCUAACAUUCAUAUAGCAUUUAAAAAGAUAAGCACAUCGAAACUUCAAACAUUUUAUAAAUAUUCAAAUAAAUUAAGAUGUAAGUUAUGUAAACUGGAUAUAUCUAAUUAUAACGAAUUAAUAGAACAUAUAGAUAUAUGUACACGUUUAAAAACAAACAGAUGGAGUAAAUUGCCAUUUAAAUUGGAAAAGGAUCAAUUGGAUUGUCCGAUAUGUAAAAAAAGAUUUUUAAAUUUUGUAAAUUUAAAUACACAUAUGAAUAUACAUUACCCCAAUCAUAUAUGUGAGAAUUGCGGCAAAAGUUUUGCGUCACAAGCAAGGUUACGUGGACAUAUGAGAACACAUGAAUACGGUGAUUUUCCAUGUAGAUAUUGCGAUGCAGUUUUCGAUAGGGUCACUAAAAGGGAGAAUCAUGUAUCAAAAGAACAUAAAUCAGGAUUAAGAUAUGCAUGUAAAAGAUGUAAUAUAUCUUUAUCAUCAUUUUAUACAAGACAGAAACAUUUAGCCGAAGUACAUAAUGAAGAAUUAAAAAGAUAUAAAUGUAAAGCAUGUACACAAAGUUAUAUAACUCCGGGGCAUUUAUCGAGUCAUGUUAGAAGGGAUCAUUUGAAUGAAAGAAAUCACAAAUGUGACAAAUGUGAUUUGGCAUUUUAUACAAAAAAUGCAUUGAAAAUGCACAUGAUCAAACACGAUGGGGAAAGAAUACAUGUAUGUCAUAUAUGUAAAAAAUCAUAUCAACGUUUAAAAACAUUAAGAGAACAUAUGAGAAUACAUAAUAAUGAUAAAAGAUUUAUUUGUCCUGUCUGCGGUAGGGCUUUUACACAGAAAUGUACAUUAAAGGGACAUUUAAAAGUACAUGAUAGGAAAAUUGAUGACACAAAAGUUCAGGAUGAUAUGUGUACGAAUCGAGCACUUGUCAUAUGUAGACUCGAUGCCCCUACCGGUGUUUAAUUGUUAAACAUAACCUACAAACUUUUACUUUCGCGUAUAGAAUUAAAAAAAAAGUUUAUCAUAUCUUACUU